UUUUCCUUAAUAUAUUUGGUGACCAAUUAAAUUGGAAAUAAAGGAGUUAAUUCCUAUUAAAUCUCUACUUUGAUGGACGGUUGAGAUUAACCCUAAGGAAACUCUAAUGAGUAAUAGGUCCUCUCUCCACCUAUAAAUAUAUACCUUUAGACCAUCAUAAAAGUAUCAUAAAACACAACACGUUAAAAGCUAAGUUUAUAGGCAAGGUGAGAGAAACAUAAUCUCCUAACCUAAAAGUUCAAGAAUACCGUUUAGGAAGAAAUCUCUGCGACAAUAAAUGGAGAUAAUCCGAUAAACCUCGUAAUGAUUCUAUUAUGUGAUUAACUUAGAUAUUUAAAGAUCUUAGGGUUCAUGUAUAAUUAACUUACAGUAGGAUUUACUGUAGACCGGCUAAGAGCAUAAGCACAUCAAACCAUUGCUGAGAAUCUCAUAUUGUUAAAUCACUAUUUUUAGGAGAACAUUUUCAAAAAAAAAAAAAAAAAUUAAAUUAAGCAAAAAGCCCAAUAUUUUAGUUGUGUGUAGGACAUCUAAGAAAAUUUGGAAAGAUUUAAUUGAACCGGCACAAGAUUUAAUCAAAAUGAACGAAAUGUGCUUUAUAGUUUUUCUGCCCAUAUUAAUUAAUCAAUUGGCCGACCAAAUUUUCCAACCAGAAUUCUCCGAUCCUUUGGUCGACGCCGUGUGCAUGCAUGGUUGUUAAUGGCCAAGAUGUCUUUUAAUCGUGCAUCACACUAUUACAAUCCCAAACAUGACUAACCAAUUAGUCACCUUUCAAGAAAAUAUUUCCUAUUUUUAAUUUUUUAUCAAUACCCUAACAUGUUCUUAUAUAACCCCAUUGAUGGAAUCGUUUUCCUCAUCCCACUUACAAACACAAAGAACACAACAAAAAAAAAAAAAAAACACACGAACUAGGUAAAAGGCAUAAGGAAAGCCACACGCUCUGCAAUGACGAUCACACGCACCUCCUUUGCGAUUUGCCUACUCCUCUCUUUGGCCACCAUUGCCACUGCUGAUUACUACGCCCCCUCAUCUCCUCCGGUUUACACUUCACCGGUUAAUAAACCCACGCUUCCACCUUCGGUUUACACUCCACCGGUUCAAAAACCUACCCUCCCACCUCCGGUUUACACUCCACCUGCACACAAGCCUACACUCUCACCUCCGGUUUACGCUAAGCCAACUCUACCUCCUCCGGCUUACACUCCACCGGUUUAUACUAAGCCAACUCUACAAGCUCCUGUCUACACUCCACCGGUUUACAAGCCUACACUUUCACCUCCUGUUUACACUAAGCCAACUCUCUCACCUCCAGUUUACAAGCCUACACUCCCACCUCCGGUUUUCACUAAGCCAACUCUCUCACCUCCGGUUUACAAGCCUACACUCUCUCCUCCCGUUUACACAAAGCCAACUCUCUCACCUCCGGUUUACAAGCCUACACUCUCACCUCCGGUUUACACUAAGCCAACUCUCCAUCCUCCGGUCUACAAAAAGUCUCCAAGCUUUUCUCCUCCACCUCCAUAUGUACCAAAACCAACCUACACUCCACCCACCAAGCCAUACGUCCCUGAGAUCAUUAAAGCCGUUGAUGGCAUCAUCUUAUGCAAAAACGGCUACGAAAGCUACCCAAUUCAAGGAGCAAAAGCAAAGAUUGUGUGCUCCGAGAUGGUAUCAUACGGGAAGAACAAGAACGAGGUUGUUAUCUACAGCAAUCCAACUGACUCUAAGGGAUAUUUCCACGUGGCGUUAACCCAUAUCAAGAACCUAUCUCACUGCCGUGUCAAACUCUACACAUCUCCGGUCGAGACUUGCAAGAACCCGACCAAUGUCAACAAGGGUCUCACCGGAGUUCUCUUAUCGAUGUACUCCGACAUUAACUUGAAACUCUUUAACGUCGGUCCUUUCUACUUCACCGGUUCCAAGGCUGCUCCCGCCACUCCCAAAUACUAACCAUCAUCACAUUAUUAUAUGUGAUCGCUAUAAUCAAUUUAUUGUUUGAAAUUCUUUUUCCUUUGAAAAUGUUAUUUUUUGUUUCUUCCGAUUUCAUUUGAUUCGUUACAUUAGCAUGCAAUGCGUUCUAUCUUUUUGUUUUAUAGAUUAAAAUUAUAAAGGGAACAAUAAUGUUUGAUUAUUGCGACUGAAAUUUAUGAAACAUAUUUAAUAUUAAUGUGUAUGUUUUUCGUAGAUAAGUUACGCUGGUAACAAUAUUUUAGUACGUAGUCUCAUGCUCCUGUCAUUAACUAUAGAUUGACAUGCAUGGUACAAUUGAAUAAUUGAUUAUCUAGGUCAAUCUUGGUGCUAUCAAUAUCAUGCUAUGUAUGAGUAUUUAUAUUUUAUAUAGUAUAUCUUUAACAAUGACUUAGUUUGGCAUCGUAAGAAUUGUUACUAAACAUUAGAGAUUAAAUAUUUAUAGGCUUGUAAUAAACAUUAAAAGUGAAAGAAAUAUUGAACUUUUUUUCAUAGUGCGUGGAGAAAGCAAAUUAACCAUUCCGUUUAAUUAGAUUUUGAUUUAACGGUUAUAAUUCCGAUUUUAUG
Arabidopsis lyrata subsp. lyrata is the source of this 2532-nucleotide messenger RNA. RefSeq names its product proline-rich protein 1. NCBI's taxonomy places the organism in Eukaryota, Viridiplantae, Streptophyta, Magnoliopsida, Brassicales, Brassicaceae. The transcript is spliced from 2 exons. The record is from RefSeq and is a predicted model, not a curated record. Bases 943 to 1947 code for a protein of 334 amino acids.